AUGUCAAAAGAGAACCGCGCUUUCGAUACCCAGAGAUUGGGCGCUGGCUAUGGCUUCGAGUCGCACCCAAAGCGCGUCAUUGAGAUGCCACCCACGUGGGUGCUUCUCGUAGGCUUAGGCUUUCUGCUGUGUGCAAUGGGCUUCUGGCUCUACAUCGCAUUGAACCUCUUAGCACCCACUCCGCGGCUCCCACGACGCUCAGAGAAACAGUACACGACGAUACUACCCGACGGCGCAAAGAGCGAUCCAAAGGAACUACCGUGCUGGCUGGAUAAAUGGGCGGCAGAGAAGGAGGCAGCAAAGAAGGAAGCAGCGAAAGAGCCUGGAAGUAAAGUUGUCAUACCACCACAGAUGCCUAUUGAGGAACCCGAGUUGUUCAUGAGCGUCGUAGUACCCGCAUACAACGAGGAAGAGCGCCUUGAAGGCAUGCUGGAAGAGGCCGUUGACUAUCUGGAGAGUCAAUACGGUGAUGCGCAUGCUGGUCGGAAGGGUGAAACGAGGCAGAAAGGAUGGGAGAUCCUAAUCGUCAGCGACGGGAGUACUGAUGGCACGGUCGAUAAAGCGCUGGAGUUUGCCAAGGAGCAUCAACUAAGCCAACAUCCAAAGUCGAAGCCAGGACCGUGGUCAAAGAACGGCGACGCAAAGGCACCACAUUCUACACACAUCCCACACGGCAGCAUACGCGUCAUAACACUUGAAGAGAACAGAGGCAAAGGCGGAGCAGUCACGCACGGCAUGCGACACGUUCGAGGCCAGUACAUUGUCUUCGCAGACGCAGAUGGCGCGAGUCGCUUCUCUGAUCUGGGAGCACUAGUUGAAGGUUGUCAAAGCAUAGAGGACAAGCAUGGACGUGGUGUCGCCAUCGGUUCCCGGGCUCACCUUGUCGGCAGUGAAGCCGUUGUCCAGCGCUCUAAACUCCGCAACUUCCUCAUGCACUCUUUCCAUAUCCUCCUCCGCAUCAUGACACCUCCGGCUACUGCGCGGAUCAAGGAUACACAGUGCGGCUUCAAGCUGUUCUCGCGACCGGCAUUGCCGUACAUCGUCCCGUACAUGCACUCUGAAGGCUGGAUUUUCGAUGUCGAGAUGUUGAUGCUGGCCGAGAGCGCUGAUAUCGCCAUGAUCGAGGUAGCUAUUGGUUGGAAAGAGGUCAUGGGCAGCAAACUGAAUGUCGUCUGGGAUAGUAUUGGAAUGGCGUGGGGCCUUGCCCUGUUGAGAGCUUGCUGGAUAGCAGGCAUCUACCGCAGAGAUUGA
This is a messenger RNA of Alternaria atra, 1251 nucleotides long. RefSeq lists its product as uncharacterized. Bases 1 to 1251 code for a protein of 416 amino acids. The record is from RefSeq and is a predicted model, not a curated record. Gene Ontology annotation, cellular component: endoplasmic reticulum membrane. The transcript has 2 exons. NCBI's taxonomy places the organism in Eukaryota, Fungi, Ascomycota, Dothideomycetes, Pleosporales, Pleosporaceae.